AUGGAAGAGGAGCGCGAGAAGCAAGUAAGAGAGGAGAUGCAGAGGAAAGAGAAGGAGAAAGACAGCGUGAUUUCAGAAAUGGAGCCCCUUAACCGUGAGGCAUACGGUGGUGGAUUGUACGCUAACGAAAACCUUUAUUCCGGUGAGGGACGUCGUAAAGAUCCGUCGGCGGAGGAAAACCCACCUGUGAAGAGAGCGAGCGACACCCAAAGUGCCGAUGGACCGGUAGAACCUAGCCAGCCACCCAAACAUAAACCACCACCUUCCACCGGCGACCGAGAUCUUGAUAUUACUGGCCAAACUUAUAUUCAGUAG
Molecule: messenger RNA, 315 nt
Organism: Argentina anserina (silverweed cinquefoil)
Lineage: Eukaryota; Viridiplantae; Streptophyta; Magnoliopsida; Rosales; Rosaceae
Exons: 1
Coding region: 1-315 (104 amino acids)
Source: RefSeq, a predicted model, not a curated record